Molecule: messenger RNA, 2085 nt
Organism: Closterium sp. NIES-65
Lineage: Eukaryota; Viridiplantae; Streptophyta; Zygnematophyceae; Desmidiales; Closteriaceae
Source: the annotation of a GenBank genome assembly
AUGUCGACAGCUAGCUCGUUGUUACGUGGCGGCAGCAGUGGUAGCAAUAGCAGCGGCCAGCAAGUAUCGGAUGAGAGUCCCGUACGACUAGACCAGGAUGAGACCCGACCAUCGCUCGCUUCGUCUAUAUCAGCAGCAUCCCCCGGCGGAGAGAUUUACAGACGCCACACUCCGCUAAGCCCCGAUCGCAACAAACCAACCGCGUUUUCUCUCGCACAAACCAUCCCUGAUUCUUCGCCCGCUAAAUUAUCCUCUUUCAAUCCGAACCCUCCAUCCGAUCGCAUCAAUGCGUCUCCUUCGCCGUUCACGUCGCGCGCCGCGAGACACGGCAGUCUGGGGGGGGGACAACCCGACAUGUCCGUGCGAGCGUUACUCGCGCGGCACCAGUACCUGCUGCGAACAAUGGGGAUACUCGUCGUGCUGUGCGCGGUGUACCUGUAUUUCGCCAUCUCCAUGGACCAGGAGGGUCUCAGCUGCCAGGGACUUCGGGGCCCGGCGCUCGCGGAAUGCAGAGAGCAGCUCAAGGCGAAGCGACUCGCGAACAGGAAGGGACGGGGAGGGGACAACGCCGGAGUUAAGAACGGUGCAGCCAGUUCUGGAGGGUUUACAGAAGGUAGAGAGGUUGAGGGAAGUGUAGAGGGUGGAGGCAGCGGAGAGGGCCAGAUUGGGCAUGUGAAGGCUAUUCAGAUGCGGCAGCAGGAGAAAUAUGCUAACGGUUAUCAAGUAGUCGAAGCAGAGGAGAGCAUGUGGGUGAGUGAGCUUGCCUGCAGGGGUGCCGGUGGCAAUGAUGUCUCCGAGUUGAAGAGCGAUGCCGGCAGAGAUAGUGGCGAUGAGGGUAGGGAUGGGGAUGUGAGAGCUCACCUGGAGUGCUCACAGCUCACCUGGAGUGCUCACAGCUCACCUGGAGUGCUCACAGCUCACCUGGAGUGCUCACAGCUCACCUGGAGAGCUCACAGCUCACCUGGAGUGCUCACAGCUCACCUGGAGUGCUCACAGCUCACCUGGAGUGCUCACAGCUCACCUGGAGUGCUCACAGCUCACCUGGAGUGCUCACAGCUCACCUGGAGUGCUCACAGCUCACCUGGAGUGCUCACAGCUCACCUGGAGUGCUCACAGCUCACCUGGAGUGCUCACAGCUCACCUGGAGUGCUCACAGCUCACCUGGAGUGCUCACAGCUCACCUGGAGUGCUCACAGCUCACUUGGAGUGCUCACAGCUCACCUGGAGUGCUCACAGCUCACUUGGAGUGCUCACAGCUCACCUGGAGUGCUCACAGCUCACCUGGAGUGCUCACAGCUCACCUGGAGUGCUCACAGCUCACCUGGAGUGCUCACAGCUCACCUGGAGUGCUCACAGCUCACCUGGAGUGCUCACAGCUCACCUGGAGUGCUCACAGCUCACCUGGAGUGCUCACAGCUCACCUGGAGUGCUCACAGCUCACCUGGAGUGCUCACAGCUCACCUGGAGUGCUCACAGCUCACCUGGAGUGCUCACAGCUCACCUGGAGUGCUCACAGCUCACCUGGAGUGCUCACAGCUCACCUGGAGUGCUCACAGCUCACCUGGAGUGCUCACAGCUCACCUGGAGUGCUCACAGCUCACCUGGAGUGCUCACAGCUCACCUGGAGUGCUCACAGCUCACCUGGAGUGCUCACAGCUCACCUGGAGUGCUCACAGCUCACCUGGAGUGCUCACAGCUCACCUGGAGUGCUCACAGCUCACCUGGAGUGCUCACAGCUCACCUGGAGUGCUCACAGCUCACCUGGAGUGCUCACAGCUCACCUGGAGUGCUCGAAGCUCACCUGGAGUGCUCACAGCUCACCUGGAGUGCUCACAGCUCACCUGGAGUGCUCACAGCUCACCUGGAGUGCUCACAGCUCACCUAGACUCACCUGGAGUGCUCACAGCUCACCUGGAGUGCUCACAGCUCACCUGGAGUGCUCACAGCUCACCUGGAGUGCUCGAAGCUCACCUGGAGUGCUCACAGCUCACCUGGAGUGCUCACAGCUCACCUGGAGUGCUCACAGCUCACCUGGAGUGCUCACAGCUCACCUGGAGUGCUCACAGCUCACCUGGAGUGCUCUAA